AUGUCAUCUCCUCUCCGCUCCUUUGAGGAAGACGAGGGCAUGGUGGUUAAUUCCGAGGGAGGGGAUUUUGAUGAAGAAGACGACGAGGGAGACCUAGACGAAAACGACAUCAACUCACCGGCAACGCUACGGGAAACGGCAACAGCCACCUCCGCUGCAGCCGCCGCGCCAGGAGACGAGUGUAAUUUAUCAGACAGAGAAGUUCCCGUAAAGAAAAAAGGUCGUCCGAAGAAAAAGGACGCCAAGAAGAAAGAUGGAAAAGCAGUUAAAACAAAAAAGCGGAAAAAGAUAGACAGUGAUAUAGAAAGAGACUCAGAUCGAGACAGAGACUUUGGGAACAAUUCGGACAGUUUGGCCAGUGACUAUGGAUCUGGGGACAAAAAGAAAAAGAAGAAACAUAAAGAAAGGAAGGAAAAGAAAACAAAAAAGAAGAAAAAAGAUGAUGGAGACCGGGACAGCAGUCAAGAGGAGACGACAAAGCAACCCAUUGAGCAUAAAACGUCAGCUCAGCUGGCAAAAGAGUGGGGUCUGGAGGAUGUUGAUCAUACCUUCACAGAAGAGGACUACAGAGAACUCACAAAUUACAAAGCCUUCAGCCAAUUCAUGCGGCCAAUGAUUGCAAAGAAGAAUCCUAAAAUCCCCAUGUCAAAGAUGAUGACCAUCCUGGGGGCCAAAUGGCGAGAGUUUAGCUCGAACAAUCCCUUCAAAGGAAAUGCUGCAGCAGUUGCAGCUGCUGCAGCCGCAGCUGCCAUCGCUGUUGCGGAGCAGGUCUCUGCAACCACUGCUUCUCCAGAACCACCUCCACAGCCUCCGCCCAUCCGCAAAGCCAAGACCAAAGAGGGCAAAGGGCCAGGCUAUAAGAAGCGCAGCAAAAGUCCACGUGUCCCAGAUAAGAAAAAAGCUCUUGCAAAGGCUAAAAAGAUGACACCCAUUCGUAUCAAGCUCUCACCUCUCGGCGCCAAGAGGAAAAGGAGUUGCUCUAGUGAUGAAAUGGACGAGGAGGAAUCAGAGCAGGAGGACUCCAGUGUCCACAGCGCCUCAGUUCGAUCCGACAGCUCGGGGCGGGUCAAGAAGAACAAGCGUGGACGGCCUGCCAAGAAGAAGAAGAAGAUUAGUAAGCAAAAACCCACAGACCUGCUUUCUGUUCCUGGUGAGGAGGAGGCGGACGGCUACGAGACAGACCACCAGGAUUACUGUGAGGUGUGUCAGCAGGGCGGAGAGAUCAUCCUGUGUGACACAUGUCCCAGAGCCUAUCACCUCGUCUGUCUGGAGCCUGAGCUUGAGAAGGCCCCCGAGGGAAAAUGGAGCUGUCCACACUGUGAGAAAGAGGGCAUCCAGUGGGAGGCUAAGGACGAUGACUUUGAGGACUUUGAGGAGGACAGCGAGGACCGGGUGAUUUCGGAGGUGAGCGUUGGCAUGGUGACCGGGAACGAGGACGAGGACGACGACCACAUGGAGUUCUGUCGAGUUUGUAAAGACGGCGGUGAACUGUUAUGCUGCGACACUUGCACUUCUUCGUACCACAUCCACUGCCUCAACCCACCGCUGCCAGAGAUCCCCAACGGCGAGUGGCUGUGUCCCAGAUGCACCUGUCCACCAAUCAAAGGUCGAGUUCAGAAGAUUCUCCACUGGCGGUGGGGUGAGCCUCCUCCUUCUAUCCCAGUCCCACCUGCUCCCGAUGCACCCCCAGAUGCCCCCCCUCUGCCCCCCAUGAAAGGCAGAGCCGAGAGGGAGUUCUUUGUGAAGUUGGCUGCUCAGUCCUACUGGCACUGCACAUGGAUCACAGAGCUGCAGCUGGAGAUUUUCCACUCAGUGAUGUACCGAAACUACCAGAGGAAGACAGACAUGGACGAGCCACCCAGUCUUGAUUACGGGUCAGGGACUGAGGAUGAGAAUGGAGUGGUGAAGAGUGAGAAAAGAAGGGCCAAAGAUCCGCAGUAUGCCAUGAUGGAAGAUAAAUACUACAAAUACGGCAUCAAGCCAGAAUGGAUGAUCAUACACCGCAUCAUCAAUCACAGUGUGGAUAAGAAGGGCCUGUACCACUACCUGGUGAAAUGGAGAGACCUGACAUAUGACCAGUGCACCUGGGAGAGCGAUGACAUGGAUAUACCCGACUUUGAAAUUUACAAAGCGGCCUACUGGAGACAUAGGGAUAACAUAAUGAAAGACGAUGACCCAGACAAGCCCAGGAAAAUGAGAAACAGAAAUCAAAUUGAAGAAGGGGAGGACGGUUCUAUUCCUUCUCCAGUCAAUGAUCCAACGAUAAAAUACGAGGAACAGCCAGACUUUGUGACAUCGACUGGGGGCACUCUGCAUCUAUACCAGCUGGAGGGUCUGAACUGGCUGCGAUUCUCAUGGGCUCAGGGCACAGACACCAUCCUGGCCGAUGAGAUGGGUCUCGGCAAAACUAUCCAGACCAUCGUCUUCCUUUACUCACUUUUUAAGGAGGGCCAUACAAAGGGUCCGUUCCUUGUAAGCGCUCCACUUUCCACCAUCAUCAACUGGGAGCGAGAGUUUGAAAUGUGGGCUCCUGACUUUUAUGUGGUCACGUACACAGGGGAUAAGGACAGUCGAGCAAUAAUCAGGGAGAAUGAAUUUUCUUUUGAUGACAAUGCAGUCAAAGGAGGGAAGAAGACAUUCAAAUUACGGAGAGAGGCUCCUAUCAAAUUCCAUGUGCUGCUAACGUCAUAUGAACUUGUGACUAUUGACCAAACCGCUCUCAAGUCAAUCGACUGGGCCUGUUUAGUGGUGGACGAGGCUCAUCGACUGAAGAAUAACCAGUCCAAGUUUUUCAGGCGUCUUAACGAUUACAAAAUCGACCAUAAGCUGUUGCUGACCGGAACACCUCUGCAGAACAACCUGGAGGAGCUGUUUCAUCUGCUUAACUUCCUCACUCCCAACCGCUUCAAUAAUCUGGAAGGCUUCCUUGAAGAGUUUGCUGACAUCUCCAAAGAAGACCAGAUCAAGAAGCUUCACGACCUGCUCGGACCUCACAUGCUGCGGCGGCUCAAGGCUGACGUCUUCAAGAACAUGCCUGCAAAGACGGAGCUGAUUGUCAGAGUGGAGCUCAGCCUAAUGCAAAAGAAAUAUUACAAGCUCAUUUUGACCAAGAAUUUUGAGGCGCUGAACUCAAAAGGCGGCGGAAACCAGGUCUCCCUGCUCAACAUUAUGAUGGACCUCAAAAAGUGUUGCAACCAUCCCUACCUCUUUCCCAGUGCUUCCAUGGAAGCUCAAAAAACUCCCAAUGGUGCGUAUGAGGGCUCAGCUCUUGUGAAGGCCUCUGGGAAACUGAUGCUGUUGCAGAAAAUGCUCAGAAAACUCAAAGAACAAGGGCAUAGAGUGCUGGUUUUCUCACAGAUGACUAAAAUGCUGGAUCUAUUGGAAGACUUCCUGGACCAUGAAGGUUACAAGUAUGAACGGAUUGACGGAAGCGUCACAGGAGCUCUGAGACAAGAAGCUAUUGAUCGUUUUAAUGCUCCUGGUGCUUGUCAGUUUUGCUUCUUGCUGUCAACCAGAGCUGGAGGUUUAGGUAUUAACUUGGCCACUGCAGACACUGUCGUCAUCUUUGACUCUGAUUGGAACCCUCACAAUGACAUACAAGCCUUCAGUCGAGCUCACAGAAUUGGCCAGGCUAACAAGGUGAUGAUCUACCGCUUUGUGACCCGAGCAAGUGUAGAGGAACGCAUCACGCAGGUUGCAAAGAGGAAGAUGAUGCUGACCCACCUGGUUGUGCGGCCGGGGUUGGGUUCCAAGGCCGGCUCCAUGUCCAAACAAGAACUCGAUGACAUCCUCAAAUUUGGAACAGAAGAACUGUUCAAGGAUGAAGGAGAAGGUAUGAAGAAGCCCAUCGCAGAUAAAGCUGAGGAUGAGGGCAACGUGAUUCACUACGAUAGUUCUGCCAUCGAGAGGCUUCUGGACCGAAGCCAAGAUGCCACAGACGACACUGACGUCCAGAACAUGAACGAGUACCUCAGCUCCUUCAAAGUGGCCCAGUACAUGGUCCGCGAGGAGGAUAAGAUUGAAGAGAUCGAGCGGGAAAUCAUCAAACAAGAAGAGAACGUGGAUCCGGAUUAUUGGGAAAAGCUGUUGCGGCAUCACUAUGAGCAGCAACAAGAAGACCUGGCGAGCAAACUGGGAAAAGGCAAACGGAACCGCAAACCCGUCAACUACAAUGACGCAGCGCAGGAGGAUCAAGAGUGGCACGCUGACAUUUCAGACAAUCAGUCCGAGUACUCAGUGGGCUCCGAGGAAGAGGACGAAGACUUUGACGACAGGCCAGAAGGUCGGAGGCAGUCACGUCGGCAGCUCCGUAACGAUAGAGAUAAGCCUCUCCCUCCUCUCUUGGCUCGAGUGGGAGGCAAUCUCGAGGUGCUGGGCUUCAACACACGGCAGCGCAAGGCUUUCCUGAACGCGGUGAUGCGCUGGGGAAUGCCAUCUCAGGACGCUUUCUCCUCUCAGUGGCUCGUCAGAGAUCUCAAGGGCAAGACUGAGAAAGAAUUCAAGGCAUACGUCUCCCUCUUCAUGCGUCACCUGUGCGAGCCAGUGGCAGACGGAGCCGAGACCUUCGCUGACGGUGUCCCCCGGGAAGGCCUCUGCCGGCAGCCGGUCCUCACGCGGAUUGGUGUCAUGUCACUUGUCAAAAAGAAGAUUCAAGAGUUUGAGCACAUUAACGGCCGGUGGAGUAUUCCAGAACUCAAACCUGAAGUCACUGUGGACAAAUCCUCCUCGCGGGCAUCUUCUCCAGCCAUGAAAACUGCCACUCCCACACCAGACGCCAGCUACAACAACACACCAUGCACCUCAGAGCCAGCCACUCCAGCUCCAUUAGACAAGACUGAAAAGAAUGUAAAAGAUGCAGAGAAGGAGGAGGAGAAGGAGGAAAAGGUGCCAGACAAAGAGAAAGAAAAGGACCACAGCAAAGAGGAGAGCAACAAAAGUGCUGAGCCAGAGGAGGACACAUCACACACUGGAUCUCCUAGUCAGAAACCUGAAGGCAAAGAAGACGGCGAAGCAAAAGAGGUUCAGAAUAAAGACGAAACAAAACCUGCUUCGGACGAGGAGACAAAAGCACAGGAGGAAAGUAAAGAUGACGUCGCAAAACCAGACAUCAAAGACCAGAAAACAGAGGAAGACAUCGACAGAGAAGAAGAAAAGGAAGAAAAGGAAAAGAAUAAGCCCGAGAAGCCCGAGGACACUUCCACGACAGACGCAGCUGACGUCAAAGCCAAGACCGAGACGUCAGACACAAAGAAAGAGGAAGUUAAAGGUGAAAGGGAGGCCGUGAAAGAAGUGAAGGCAUCAAAGGACGACGUACCCAAGGGGAACGGGAAGUGUCCCACAGAAAGGCCCCGCUUCAUGUUUAACAUCGCUGACGGGGGAUUCACUGAGCUCCACACUCUCUGGCAGAACGAGGAGCGCGCCGCCAUCUCCUCCGGGAAGAUGAACGAGAUCUGGCACCGGCGACACGACUUCUGGCUGCUGGCUGGGAUCGUGGUACAUGGAUAUGCUCGGUGGCAAGACAUCCAGAACGACCCCCAGUUUGCCAUCGUCAAUGAGCCUUUCAAGUCACAGGCAAAUAAGGGCAACUUCCUGGAGAUGAAGAACAAGUUCCUAGCACGACGAUUUAAGCUGUUGGAGCAGGCGCUUGUGAUCGAGGAGCAGCUGCGGCGGGCGGCGUACCUGAACAUGACGCAGGACCCCAGUCACCCGGCCAUGGCCCUGAACGCUCGCUUCACCGAGGUGGAGUGUCUGGCGGAGUCUCACCAGCACCUCAGCAAAGAAUCUCUGUCAGGGAACAAGCCGGCCAACGCAGUCCUUCACAAAGUGUUGAACCAGUUGGAGGAGCUGCUGUGCGACAUGAAGGCCGACGUGACCCGGCUUCCCGCCACCCUGUCCCGCGUCCCCCCCAUCGCCGCACGGCUGCAGAUGUCGGAGCGGAGCAUCCUGAGCCGACUGGCCAGCAAGGGCACGGAGACGCACACGGCCCCGCCCAUCCCUCCCGGACCCUACGCCACCCCCCAGAACUACGGAGCAGCCUUCACCCCCGCACCCCCCAGCGCCCUGCACCUCGGAGGGGCCAACUACAGCCAGAUGCCGCCCGGAUCGUUCAUAUCAGAAGCCGGCGGCGAGUCCUCGGGAGGGGUGUGCCCCAAGACCAAGGAGCACGACGUGGGGCAGCGGCAGCGCGUGGUGGACCUGUGGAAGGACGGCAAGUCAGAAGGGGCCAUAGGCUUAGAGCUGAGGAUGCCCAAGUCAACGGUCCACAGCAUUAUAGUUAAAUACCGCCUAAGCAACACUGUAGAGAACUUGCCACGCAAUGGACGACCAAAGAGACCCGGACAGGACAAUGCAGGAAUCCCCUUGCGCCGUGGAGCUGUACAUCAGAGUGACAUCGCAGAGUCGCAGCAGAACCAAGUCAUCUGCUUCUUACAGUUUCUUAGUCGUUUGGAGAUCGGCUUCAAAGAAGUGUUGAACGGGCCUCCAAUGUCUGUGAAGAAGGAGCGCGAGGCCGAGUUUCUCAUCAACCGACGGGAGCAGCGCAGCGGAGAGGUCAUCUGCAUCGACGACUAG
This is a messenger RNA of Knipowitschia caucasica, 6570 nucleotides long. NCBI's taxonomy places the organism in Eukaryota, Metazoa, Chordata, Actinopteri, Gobiiformes, Gobiidae. The record is from the annotation of a GenBank genome assembly.